AUGGAAAACGACUUGCUUUUGGUUAUAAGUAUCCUUACAUUUUUGGCUAGGAUGAAUCAAACUACCAACAUACUGUGCAUUGAAAACUUUGAUCAACUAAAAGAUCUUGAUAAGUUUUUCUCAGGUUUCGCUAACUAUUAUAAAUCAUUACUGAAUGUCUCUACCGACAGGCACAAACAUCAAAUUUUCGUACGCAAGGACAACUACGAUCUCAUGGCUUACCUUGGUGAAGUUCUUAUCGCUAAUAACACGGAUAUACUCAUUUGUAUGAACAUAUUCUACAACACCACAGACUUUUUUCAAAUGGGUGUCUUUUCAAAAUGCGUGAGAAGAUUAUUUGAAGUUAAUUCAGAACAUGUCAAAAUCUACCCUAAGGGCACCGCUUGGGUGCGUGACAUUUGGCUGACUAACAGCAUGUGGAGCCUGAGUGAUUUUAUGUUGCAUGGUUGCAAGGGUAAUGGCUCCGUUGCAAAUACAAAACCAAGGAUAGCUGAAGGGUCCAGUCGUUUUUGGUACAAUCCCUAUAGUAAACCAUUCGAUUUUACCGAGUGUGUUCUUGGGUAAGU
This is a messenger RNA of Cylicostephanus goldi, 566 nucleotides long. Lineage: Eukaryota; Metazoa; Nematoda; Chromadorea; Rhabditida; Strongylidae. The record is from the annotation of a GenBank genome assembly.